Molecule: messenger RNA, 2026 nt
Organism: Centropristis striata (black sea bass)
Lineage: Eukaryota; Metazoa; Chordata; Actinopteri; Perciformes; Serranidae
Gene: cndp2
Product: carnosine dipeptidase 2
Exons: 12
Coding region: 247-1671 (474 amino acids)
Biological process (GO): proteolysis
Cellular component (GO): cytosol
Molecular function (GO): metallodipeptidase activity
Source: RefSeq, a predicted model, not a curated record
ACCCACAAUUCUUUGCGCCGGGAAAACAAUCAGACUUGCACUUUGUGUCCGCUGCCACUGUUGUGAAGAAGUCUCCCUGUUUCUCUUUUACUUAUUGUUGCGUGUAAAACAUUUUACAAUUUCAGAGCGCCACCUACUUACGUGUCGGCGUCAUAAGAUAACACAGGAAGCGUCUGUCAGGUGAGGAAAGUCACAUGUGGACACCAGCUGUACAGGAAUAAACACGACCUCCUGUUGCUGGCAAAGAUGGCUCAUCUCACAGCGCUCUUCAAGUAUGUGGACGAACACCAGGACCUCUACGUGCAGCGUCUCGCAGACUGGGUGGCAGUCCAGAGUGUGUCUGCAUGGCCAGAGAAGCGCGGGGAGAUCAAGAAGAUGAUGCAGAUGGCAGCCAAGGACAUUGAGCGGCUGGGCGGAACAGUGGAGAUGGUGGACAUCGGCACACAGAAGCUUCCCGGUGGAGAGGAGAUCCCCCUGCCGCCUAUCGUCCUGGGUCGUUUGGGGUCCGACCCGGGUAAGAAGACGGUGUGUAUCUACGGCCAUCUCGACGUCCAGCCAGCCAGCAUUGACGACGGCUGGGAUACAGAGCCUUUCACUCUGGUGGAGAAAGACGGUAAAAUGUUCGGAAGAGGUUCUACUGAUGAUAAGGGUCCCGUGUUGGCCUGGUUUAACUGCAUUGAGGCGUACCAGAAGAUCGGCCAGGAGCUUCCCAUCAACAUUAAAUUCUGCUUCGAGGGGAUGGAGGAGUCUGGAUCUGAGGGCCUGGAUGACCUGGUGUUUUCACGAAAAGACACUUUCUUCAAAGACGUGGACUACGUCUGCAUCUCUGACAACUACUGGCUCGGCAAGACCAAACCCUGCAUCACCUACGGACUGAGAGGAAUCUGCUACUUCUUCGUUGAGGUGCACUGUGGUGACAAGGACCUGCACUCUGGGGUGUUUGGUGGCUCUGUUCAUGAAGCUAUGACCGACCUGAUCACACUCAUGGGCUCCCUCUUAGACAAAAAGGGGAAGAUCUUGGUUCCUGGGAUGAACGACGACGUGGCCCCUGUGACAGAGGAGGAGAAAAAGCUGUAUGAGAAAAUUGAUUUUGACUUGGGUGAAUACUGCAAAGAUGUUGGAGUCGGACAGCUGCUGCAUGACACAAAGGAGAAAAUCUUGAUGCACCGCUGGAGGUAUCCAUCUCUUUCUCUUCAUGGUAUUGAGGGAGCGUUCUCUGAAGCCGGAGCCAAGACGGUCAUCCCUCGCAAGGUCAUCGGCAAGUUCUCCAUCCGCCUCGUCCCCGACAUGGACCCCAAAGUUGUGGAGAAGCAGGUUCUCGAUCAUCUGCAGAAGAAGUUUGAUGAACUGGGAAGCCCAAACAAACUGAACGUGUACAUGGGACACGGAGCCAAAGCCUGGGUGUCUGACUUCAACCACCCGCACUACAUGGCCGGCCGAAAGGCCAUGAAGACAGUCUUUGGUGUGGAGCCCGACCUGACCCGUGAGGGAGGAAGCAUCCCUGUCACGCUGACCUUCCAGGAGGCCACAGGACGCAACGUCAUGCUGCUUCCUGUUGGAUCUUCUGAUGACGGAGCUCACUCCCAGAAUGAAAAGCUCAACAGAACCAACUACAUACAGGGGGUCAAGAUGCUCGGUGCAUACUUCCAUGAGGUUUCCCUGCUGGAAUGAGCCACGUCUCAUUAUAAAUGCAUGUAAAAUAUGUUCAUCCUCACUAUCAGAGCCAUAACCUUUGUGGUAUGUUUGACAUUCCACAGCCAGCAGUUUUAUACACACUCCCUCCUGAUAAUAAAAGUGUUUUUCUUUGUUAUUCUUUGUUGUUCUGUUUCAUUAAUGCCUUUCACUGCAUUUCUUUCUAUUUACAAUUAAAUGUAACAUCACUGUAUUUAAACAAUAAUGUUAGUUAAUUUUCUGUUUGUCUGCGUAUUGUAUCUAGUGAAGAGUGAUUAAGCAGGUAUUAAAUGUGUUCAAGGCUUCACUGAUGAUACGCUGACAAAAAUGUGAUUACAGUCUUUAUUGCUCUGUA